This is a messenger RNA of Xylona heveae TC161, 2124 nucleotides long. RefSeq names its product glycosyltransferase family 3 protein. The transcript is spliced from 6 exons. Gene Ontology annotation, biological process: glycogen biosynthetic process. Gene Ontology annotation, cellular component: cytoplasm. Bases 1 to 2124 code for a protein of 707 amino acids. Gene Ontology annotation, molecular function: alpha-1,4-glucan glucosyltransferase (UDP-glucose donor) activity. Lineage: Eukaryota; Fungi; Ascomycota; Xylonomycetes; Xylonales; Xylonaceae. The record is from RefSeq and is a predicted model, not a curated record.
AUGGCCGACGCUCCCGCCAAGCGAGACGUCAAGAAUCAUAUCUUAUUCGAAAUUUCCACCGAAGUCGCCAAUCGAGUCGGUGGUAUCUACUCCGUCAUCAAAUCCAAAGCACCCGUUACGACUGCCGAAUAUGGCGAGCGAUAUACACUCAUCGGUCCACUUAACCAUGCCUCUGCGGCUGUUGAGGUUGAGCAACUAACGCCCAAGGAUCCCGCUAUGGCAGAGACCAUUGCCGCCAUGUCCGAGCGCGGAAUUGGCUUAAUGUAUGGUCGUUGGCUCAUUGAAGGUGCUCCACGCGUGCUGCUCAUCGACACCAAGACGGCUUACCGCUUCAUGGAUGAGUGGAAGGGUGAUCUGUGGAACACUUCGGGCAUCCCUUCGCCACCGGGUGAUGAGGAGACGAAUGAGGCGGUCGUGUUUGGGUACUUGGUGGCUUGGUUCCUUGGAGAAUAUGUCGCGCAUGAAACAAAGCGUGCAGUGGUCGCCCAUUUCCAUGAGUGGCUGGCUGGUGUAGGUUUGCCUCUGGCCAAGAAGCGGCGCAUUGAUGUGACCACCAUUUUCACCACCCACGCUACUCUGUUGGGCCGAUACCUCUGCGCUGGCUCCGUCGACUUCUACAACAACCUGCAAUAUUUUGACGUGGACGCUGAAGCAGGCAAGCGUGGCAUCUACCACCGGUAUUGCAUUGAGCGAGCCGCAGCUCACUCGUGCGACGUCUUCACCACGGUGUCCCACAUUACCGCGUAUGAGAGCGAACAUUUGCUCAAGCGCAAGCCUGACGGUGUUUUGCCUAAUGGACUUAAUGUGAAGAAAUUCUCAGCCAUGCACGAGUUUCAAAACUUGCAUCAGACAUCCAAAGAGCGCAUCAAUGACUUUGUGCGGGGUCAUUUUUACGGACACAAUGACUUUGACCCUGACAACACCCUGUACAUCUUCACCGCCGGCCGCUAUGAGUACCGCAACAAGGGUGUAGACAUGUUCAUCGAAUCACUUGCGCGACUGAAUCACCGCCUCAAGGCGUCGGGUUCCAAAAUGACCGUUGUUGCCUUUAUCAUUAUGCCUGCAAAGACCCACUCUCUGACUGUCGAGGCGCUGCGCGGCCAGGCUGUAAUCAAGUCUCUGCGGGACACUGUCGACGUCAUUGAGCGUAGUGUCGGAAAGCGGCUCUUUGAUCGGGCUCUGCAGUGGCAUGAGGGUGAUGUGCUACCUGAUGAAAAGGAACUCAUUUCGAGCCAGGACCGUGUCAUGUUGCGGCGACGCCUGUUCGCGAUGAAGCGUCACGCGCUGCCGCCCAUUGUCACGCACAAUAUGGUCAACGACCACGAAGACCCAAUUCUCAACCAGAUUCGCCGAGUGCAGCUUUUCAACCAGCCCUCUGACCGUGUCAAAAUUGUCUUCCACCCCGAGUUUCUGAAUUCGGCAAAUCCUGUGCUUCCCAUGGAUUAUGACGACUUUGUCCGCGGUACUCACCUCGGCGUUUUUUCCUCGUACUAUGAGCCGUGGGGUUACACCCCCGCCGAAUGUACGGUCAUGGGCGUUCCGAGUAUCACCACUAAUUUGUCUGGAUUUGGCUGUUACAUGGAGGAGCUCAUUGAAAAUGCUGCCGACUACGGCAUCUACAUUGUCGAUCGACGCAACAAGGGCGUUGACGACUCCGUCAAUCAGCUCACCAAUUACAUGUUUGAAUUUGCAGAAAAGAGCCGGAGACAGCGCAUCAAUCAGCGAAACCGGACCGAGCGGUUGAGCGACUUGCUCGACUGGAAGCGGAUGGGUAUGGAGUAUAUCAAGGCGCGUCAGCUCGCGUUGAGAAGGGCAUACCCACAAUCUUUUGAGGGCGAAACGGAAGCCGGCUUUUUUGAUGGCACCGAAAUCAAGGUGUCACGGCCGCUAUCGGCUCCUGGAUCUCCUCGAGAUCGGUCUGGUAUGAUGACGCCCGGAGACUUUGCCUCAUUGCAAGAGGGCCGAGAAGGACUGAGCACCGAGGACUAUGUUGCAUGGAGAUUGCCGCUCAUGCUAAUGUUGGAAAUUUUUAGUGAGGAAGAGGAUCCAGACGAGUACCCCUUUCCACUCACGCUGCGAUCUCCCAAGGCCAACGAUACGAUACCAGUCAAUGGUACAAAGUAA